CAGCAACAAAAUUACAAUUCUAAAUAAAUCUUAGAAUCUGAAAAUAAAAGAGCACGUGAAGAGGACGAAGGUCAUAAAUAAGAUCCCAACACCAUUAAUCGAUUUUCUUGCUGAUCGAAGCCUUCUUUAAUCCCGUCACCAAUUGCAGUGGCUUCUCUCUUACCCAUCUCCUGUCAAGGUAGAGCUUUUAAUAAAAAUAUUUUCAGACAAAAUUAUUUUUAUAAUAAUAUUUAAUCCUCAAAUUAUCCAAAAACCUCUUCUUCUUUUAUCCGUCUCUAUUUAAGCCAAACGAGAUUUCUUUCUCCCUUCCCCUAAUCUCUAGGAACUAAUAUAUUUAAUUGAUUUACUUAUAAAAAUUUAAAUAAAAUAAAAUAAAUUAUAAAGACUUAAUCUAAAAAUAAAGAAAUAUAAUUUUUAGGUUAGUUUUUUCUAAUAAAUAUUUGAAAAUUUUCUUCUUUAUUUGCGGCAAAAUAUUCAAAAAAAAAAAAAAAAAAUCUGGUUUAAGCACCGUUCCAAACUAGACCAGUUCGUCGUCAUCGGCUCACUUGGGCGGGAAUCAGCAGCCAGAGCCAGAAGGAGGACACCAUAGAAGAGCCAUUGACACUGUGAGAGGCAGCCGAUCCAAUGGCUGUUGACACAAAUCUGGCGGUGCUGUUCGACAAUUUGAAGGUUGAAGAUCCAUUGAUUCCCCCGAAGACCUGGGAAUCUAUCCCUUCUGAAAGUGGCCUUCACUCUCAUUCCGAUGCUUCAACUUCCUCUUCAAACCAACCUUUCUAUGACCUCUCCACUGUCUCUGAAGCAAGUUUGGUGAGGUUGGUGAUGAAUGCUAUGCAAGGUGCAAAAUCAUCCCUUAUUAGUAUUCAAAAGCUCUCUGCUAUCUUCUGUUCUAAUCCAGCAGAUAGGACCUUCCAUUGCAUUUCAAGUGUGUGGAAACGAGCUUUAAGCACUCAUUCUCUGGGAAAUGUACUUAAAUCUAUAGGUUGCACUGGGUUGCUAGUUUUUCUUCUUCGUGAAUUUGUAGAAUAUUUUACAAAUAUGAAGUUGGAGGACAGUUUGACUAGCAAAAGCAAAAAUCAUCAAAAAGAUGAAAUGGGGGAAGAAAAGUGCCCUCCUAAUACACUGGUCAAUCAAGCCUUUGCUGUUGCUGUGGGGAAGGUUUUGGAAGGGUACAUCUGUGCGUUGGACACAGUUUAUGCAUCUGCAGUUUUAAGGCGUCCAUCAAGUGAUGUUGAAUUGUCUUUGCACUUAUCCUCUGUAUCAGGAUGUUUGAAGAGUGUGGUGCAUUCUGAAAUUACAUUUCUUGAGUUCUAUUUGCACACAAAGGACUUGAGGACUCAGAUUGAAGCCCUAGGAAAUAUUUGUAAUUUACAUAAGUUGGCACUUUGCUUGUCUGGCACUUCUUUUGAUGAUCUGAUUGCUGAUGCUACUUCUGAAUUUCGUAACUUCUACAGAGGGGGAGAUUUGCUAACAUUCUUGUAUACACAAUUAAAUGUUGCUGAUCCUGCUCACUGUAAUCUGCUCAAGUUUCUCUUUCUUCAAUCAUUUGAACCAUACUGUGGUUUUAUCAGAUCAUGGAUAUUCAAAGCAGAAAUCAAUGACCCAUAUCAGGAGUUUAUUGUUGAGGAUAUUGACCAUUUACCUCCUAAUCCACACAUUAAAGCUGGCAUUUCUGUUGAUUUUCCCAUGGCAAGUUUUAGGGAACGAGUUGGAGUUGCUGUUCCAUGUUUUCUUAGAGAUAGCUUGAUUCCACUUGUUAGAGCUGGUCAGCAGCUCAAGGUACUGCUGAAAUUGCUUGAGUUGUGCAUUCAUGUUGCUACAAGAGACCACAGUUCUCAGGAUUUUCUUCCCUGCUGGAGUGGUUUUGCAAACGAUGGUCCAUCAUAUUUGUCUCCAUUGACUUUCAGUCGAGAUGAUAUUGAAGCUAUGGUGCUUGCAAGGGACAAUUAUUAUAAAAGGAUGAAUGAAAAGCUCAAGGGCCUUAUCAGUGACUUAGAAAUAAGAUAUCAACAGGUUGCUACACAUACCUCAGUACCUUUCUUUGGUAAUGGUGGAGGGAAUUUGGACAGCCUAAAUCUAUUUAUGUCAGAAGAUGAGUUCAUUGCGCUGCAAACAGCAGAAAAAAGAAGUUCAAUGAUGGGCAUUGACAAUUUGGACUCUGAUGUCUCAAGCACUGCUGAUGAAUUCUCAUAUGUGGAUGAAGCAUAUGAUUUGUCUGAUGGUUCAGCUUCAAACAACUCUGAGGAGCAAAUUGAGACUGAUCAGUUGAUUAGAUGGCCAUAUAAAGUAGCUGAGCAACAAGAUUAUGUAUCUGCUUUAAGCUUCUCCAAGAGUACUGCAAUAAAUAGUUCAAUGCAAAAUUCUUGCCAAUCUGAAAAGUCAGAUAGCAAUCAUCAUAAAAUCUGUGAUAAAAACGAUACUGUUGAUCAUUUUGUGAAGUCUUCCCAUGUAAAACCAAUGGCAAGUCACAUGUCAAAUUCCCAGAGUCCAGGAAAGUCAAGCUGCUCACUUAAAGUCAGUACUCAACAUAGAGACAGUUUAAUUGAUAGUUAUUGGUCAGUCGAUCACAUUUUGAAAAGAUCACUUGAUGAAGAUGAAAUUGAUGAGCGAAAGGUGAUGGGAAAACAUUUGGGGUUGCUUAGGGAUGCCACAUUAUACAAUGUUAAUACUGUUGCCAUUAAUGAUGCUUUGAGUAUGGAAGCCAUGGGUGAGAAUCUAUCUGAUAAUAACAUGCAUUCCUUUAAGUUAUAUAGAUUUCAACCACAAAAUAUUGUCCAUAAGCAUAAUUCAAGUAUGAAUCCCCUUAGCAUGAACCCUAUGUUGACAAGGAAUUCAUUGCUUUGCUUGAUGGGUAGAAAUGGAGAAAAGUACAUCACAGAUCAUCGACAGCCUUUACCUUACUUCAAUUUUUCAACUGUGGAGGACCCUUGUAAGGUUUACAAGGACAAGUUACAAUUAAGUUCCGGAUUUAGCAUUGGAUCUGUAAUUUCAUUGGAUUGUCAUGGAUCUGCUAAUGGUAAUAAGACCGAUCACUAUUGUGAAGAAGGCAGUGGUGGAGAGGAAAGCUUGAUUAGUACCACCCAAAACUGUGGUACUUCCUUAUUGGAUUUGAAGGACCAUAAUCGGCAUAUUUUAACUGAUGUACAUGGUGGCUGUAGCUGGGAAAGAUUGCUAGGUAGUUUUAGAAAAUCUGUUGAUUGUGAUGCUACCCAGAAGAUCUGUUUUUCAGCAUUUGAAACACCUCUUGAUAUUAUAGUUGACAAAUGCUUGUUGCAGGAAAUCAUUCUUCAAUAUAAGUAUGUCAGCAAGCUAACCAUCUACUUGCUUGAAGAAGCAUUUGAGUUGAAAGAGCAUCUUUUGGCAUUGCGACGUUAUCAUUUUAUGGAAGUAGCAGAUUGGGCUGAUUUGUUUAUUUUGUCUCUUUGGCAUCAUAGGUGGUCUGUUACAGAAGCAAAUGAGAGACUUCCAGAAAUUCAAGGUCUCCUUGAGUCGUCAAUUCAGAAGUCUUCAUGUGAAAAUGACCGUCAUAAAGAUAGGCUGUUUGUGUACGUGAAAGGAGAUGGGAAAAUGCCAUUCUCAAUAUCAACUUCUGGAGUCCGUUCUUUUGAUUUCUUAGGACUGGGUUACCGUGUGGAUUGGCCAGUCAAUAUUAUUUUAACACCUGCUGCAUUGAAGAUAUAUUCUGAUAUAUUCAAUUUUCUAAUACAAGUGAAGCUUGGAAUUUUCUCGUUGACUGAUGUUUGGUGCUCUCUUAAGGAUUUGGUGCACAUGACCAGUAAAAACCUGAAUUCUGAACUUUACCAACAUGAAGUGGGCUAUCUUAAUAUGUUGAUAAAGCUGAGGCACCAGGUCAGCCAUUUUGUUUGUACUUUGCAGCAGUAUGUGGAGUCACAGUUAUCUCAUGUAUCAUGGUGCAGGUUUCUUCAUUCCCUUCAGCAUAAGGCGAAUGAUAUGAUGGAUCUAGAGUCAGUUCACAUGGAUUAUCUUGCCAAUGCAUUGCGCAUAUGUUUCCUCUCUGAUGAAACCCGGACAGUAGGCAGCAUUAUUGAGAGCAUUUUACAAUGUGCACUAGAUUUCCGGUUGUGUCUUGCAGCAGGAACCUGGGAUGCAGGAAUUGAUCAGGAAAAUUUGUUUGGCAGAUUCAGAAUCAAUGUGUCUCAGGUGCUUUCGAUAAAGCAGAAGUUUGAAAAAACUAAAGAAUUGCAGCGUUGCUACAUCAAGGCACCUAAACAUGGGGGCUUUGGGAUUUCUCGUUUCUGGGAAUAUCUCAACUAUAAUGAAUAUUAUUCCGAUGUCAGCAAUGAAAUGGGGUAUUAUCAUUAUGCUUUCUGACUUGCAGAGGCUCUUAGUGAUGGUAAGCCAUAUCUGGCAAAGACAAUGGAGGCCAUCUUUGGUGAUUUCAAAUAUUAGAGGCUGAUUGGGUAAUGGGUAUCUGAUAUAGUUAUGUGGGUUCAACUGUUUGGAUGGAGAGUCUUAAAAAUUCUUAGGAUUUAAAAAGCAGGGAAAUUAAAUCAAGCUUCAGCAUUGGGAAAUCUGUGUGGAUAAUUAAUCCUUGUAACAUUUGAACCUUCUGUAUAUUUCCAAUUUUUCAUAGCAUGUGUUAGAGUCUGCCAAUGCUGAGGCUGUUUGGGUCUGGACUCUUGUCCGGGGAUUGGAUUUGAAUCCGCUGCUGGUCCAGGUCGGAGGUCUGGGUCAUGUUCAACGGAACAUGUGGAUGGAUGUCUUAAUGCAAAGAUCUGAUCUUUGGACGGUUUGCAAGGUGAGCAGAAAUGCAGAAUGCAAUUGCUUCCCAGGUGAUUUUGGAGGAAGAAAGGAAGGACUCGGUCUACUUAUUCUUUGAAGUCUGAUAAUGAGUGACCCAAUUUAGAAAAAAGAAAUAUAACAGGGAAGCUACAUCAGCUUGGUCUACAUGUAAAGAUCAUGUUUUUUGAGUGGCAAGUUUGUUAAUCUCAUUGUUUGAUAUCUUAGAUUUGCUUUUUAGUAUUUGAAUUAGAUUUCUGGGGUUAGAUUGAAUCUUACUUUUGUAAAUUUAUCACCCCACCAGAAGAAAGGCCUUGUGUUCAGUUAUAGAUGUGAUGCAAUAUUUGGUGGCUUUUGUAA
Messenger RNA from Prosopis cineraria, 5097 nucleotides. RefSeq lists its product as uncharacterized. Gene Ontology annotation, biological process: spindle assembly; cytoplasmic microtubule organization; meiotic cell cycle. NCBI's taxonomy places the organism in Eukaryota, Viridiplantae, Streptophyta, Magnoliopsida, Fabales, Fabaceae. The record is from RefSeq and is a predicted model, not a curated record. Gene Ontology annotation, molecular function: gamma-tubulin binding; microtubule minus-end binding. Gene Ontology annotation, cellular component: equatorial microtubule organizing center; spindle pole; centrosome.